CACCUUUUUUUCCUCCAAGGCAACACUAGAAACAUUGGAUUUGGAAGUUGAGCCAUGGAGCCCCUCCGCCUGGACGCAUAACUGAGUCUGUUGCAUGUGCUUCGGUAACCUGGAGUACAGUCGAUCGAUAGGAUCUUAUCUUCUGGCUGGCUUGUGUCUCUCCGAGAAGCGUGGAAGAUGGCUGGAAGUGACUGUUCGUGGAAAUAUUACCUCUGGAUUCUGACAGUCAUGUGCAGAUACACGUUACCCGCAGCCAAAUCACUGGACUCUGUCGUGUGGAAUUCACAAAAUCCCAAGUUUGUGUCUGGGAAGGGCUUGGUGAUCUACCCGGAAAUCGGUGACAAACUGGACAUUAUCUGCCCCAAAGGGGAUAUGGGAAGACCGUAUGAGUUUUAUAAACUCUACCUGGUGAAGAAAGAGCAGGCAGAAUCCUGCAGCACCAUACUGGACCCCAAUGUGCUGGUGAACUGCAACAAACCAGAGAAAGACAUCAAAUUCACCAUCAAGUUCCAGGAGUUCAGUCCAAACUACAUGGGACUUGAAUUCAAACGCAUGGCAAACUAUUACAUCACCUCAACUUCUAAUGGAACACAGGAAGGGUUGGAAAACAGAGAAGGUGGGGUUUGUAGCACGAGAUCCAUGAAGAUCAUCAUGAAAGUGGGCCAAGAUCCAAAUGCACCAGAUCCAGAUUUAACGGACCUCCCAGACCGGGACCGGGACAAUGAGAUCAAGGACCCCACAACCAGCCCUUCCCGCGAGAUUGACCGAGACCGAGACCGAAACAGAGACACAGAUGGGAAUGGAUCCAUAAUGCCUGGCAAAGACACAAUAAACCAAAAUAACAGUCCCGGUUCGGUGGAAGGUAUUUUCGGCUCUAAACCGGCUCUCUUUGCUGCCAUCGGAGCCGGCUGUGUCAUCUUCCUUCUCAUCAUCAUCAUCCUCAUCGUCUUGCUCCUCAAGCUUCGCAAGAGAACCCGCAAACACUCGCAGCCCAGGGGCGGAACCGGCCUGUCACUCAGCACUCUGGCCACACCCAAAGGAGCCGCCCAGGCCGGCUCGGAACCGAGUGACAUCAUCAUCCCCCUGCGGACAUCAGACAAUAACUACUGUCCACACUAUGAAAAAGUGAGUGGAGACUAUGGGCACCCGGUCUACAUAGUGCAGGAAAUGCCGCAACAGAGCCCCGCCAAUAUCUACUACAAAGUCUGAGAGAACAAGAGCGAGGCAACCGCAAUAAGAACUCAUUUUUGUAAGGUAUCCUGAAUCGUUUUUUUCAUUACCUAACCCCGUCUGCGAGAGGAUGGAGAGGGAGAAGUGGAAAAGAGGAAUGAAAAAGACUAUGUGGAUGAUAUUCCUCUCAGAUUUCCUUCCCUCCGUCCCUUUUCCGAACACUACACUGUGUGUAUGUGUGUAUGCCUGUCGCUCUUGAUGUGUGUGAAACGGCAGAAAACUUCUCCAAUCUGCGUGGCACUCAGGCACGGACUUCACUGCUGAAGAACAGCCGACAACCAAUCACAGAGGGACGCUAGAGUGACAUCACAAAGCAGGAAGCUCUCAUUAGUGUUUUUUUUGUACCAUUACGACUCUUCGCUUAGUUUUUUUCUCUGUUUUUCAUCCAUCACAGUGUUUCGUUUUUAUCAGCAUCAACUUGAUUCUUGCAGCUUUCGCAGUGUCUCGCUCAAAGAAAAUGUCUUAAACACUGUUACGAACGCCGCUCUCUUCCUCACACACUCAAUAUGUCUUCUCAUUUCCUUGCGUCUCUCAAGACACUCAUUCAUUUUACAUGCUAUAGAGGCAAUAGAACAAAAACACACACACACACACACACGCAUACACACACACUGUGCUGUUGACAGGUCAGUAACAGACAGCUUCUCGUUGGAAAAGCCAGUGAGUGUAAUAGGGAAUUUAAUAUGUAAACACCAGUGUCAGACCUUCCAGAAAUCCCAGUCGGCUUUUCGUUCCUUUGAGAAUUAUUUCAGUUGAAAUUCUCUCUCCUCUCAGCAGAGCACACAUAGUUAUUUGUUAUCUGUUGUCAGUGAUGUGGGAAGUGCUGAUUGUAUCUUGUCAUUUUUUUUUUUUUCUUAUUCUAUCUCCCAAAGGUUUGUAGGUCAAAAACAUCUUUAGGGAUCUGCCUCUACACCAUGAGCCUAUGACCUCUUUUCAGUCACAAACAUGCUAACAUGUAUCUUUGCAUAAUUUUGUCCACUAACAUUUUUUUUUUUUUUUUUUUUUUUCUGUUUGGAUGUAGACAUGGACUCUAACAGUAUGACCUUUUGUGUAUGUGUCCCACGCAGAAGCCAAAAAUCCAUCAACAUACAGAACACAUGAAGUUAUGCCUUCACCUCUCCCUCCUCUCAGAUAUGCACAUCAAUUAUCCCUGUUUCCAAACAAACACGAGCAAAAAAAAGAAAAAAAACCUCCAUGAAUCAAGAGAAUCAAAACAAGCUCACCAUAUCAUCCUGGAAAAUCUAGUGCUAGAUCUAUUUUUAUAUGGCCUGCACAGAAAAUGAUAAACAGCAAACAGUGGCAGCAGGUGUGUUUACGCCUAUGCUAAUUUAAAAUUAGCAGCAUUGCAUCUGGCCUCCAGCGCAGCCAAUCAGAGGAAGCCCAAUAUUUCUCUGUAGAUUUCUCAUAAAAUAGAUUUUUAAAUAAUAUUUCGAUUAGGGUUUACUGCUGUUUUUUUUUUUUUUUUGUUUGUUGUUGUUGUUUCUUCUUAAUUUAGUUUCUAAGGCCCGAGAUUAUGUAAAUAAUGUAUGUUGGAAAAAAAUGUUGAAUAUAAAAGUUCCAUUUUAUGAGAGACCCUGCUAAUGAAAAUAUAAUUAGGAUUUUUGAAAAUGCAAGAGCUUUUGUAAAUACAAUUUUUUUUUUUUUUUGGAAAAAGACAUUUUGUAAGAGAACCUUUCUCAUGGUUCUCUCUUUUUAGUUGGCUUUUGAUUAAGGAGACUUAGAGGUCCCUGUACAACGGGUUUUAAAAGGUCAGCCUGAAGCAGCAAAAAGACUUACAAGUCCCUUCACAUACACACACACACACACUGAUACACACACUGUCCUCCCUAUUUCACAAGGGGAUGGUGGUAUUUUUGUCUUGUUUUAUUUAUUUUUUUGUGUAGUUUUUUUCUUUCAUUUUUACAAAUGCUGUGAUGGAACCAGGUCAGAUAUUCCAUGCCAUGGUUCAUGGAGGAGGAAAAGAGGAGAGAGAGAAUUAUUACUCAAGAAAUGCCUAAACACACACACACAAUUACUAACUGACCCACCAGUCAUUCUUAUAGCACACAAUAUACAUGCAUAUAUAUAUAUAAACACCAUAAGAUACAGGGCAAGCACCAGCAAACUACUUCACCAAAACUAAACCAGCAACAGCCUGUGUAACUAAACUGAAUAUUUAUGUACGUUUGAUUGAGCUGUUCAUGGCAGUUCAGUUCUUUAGGAUUGACAUUAGAAGAGCACUUUUUGAAAUUCAUGGAUUUGUUUUUACCCAUAGAAAGGCACAUAGGUGCACCAGUCAGCUUAUUAUUAAAGUGGAUCAGUCGCGGUAUCACACUGCAAAGAAAUCAUUGUAAGAACAGUCAUUUUGUCUUGUUUUCCAGUACAGAUAUCCUGACAAAAACAAAGUUUAUUUUAAAAGCUACAUUGUUUUAUAUAGUCUUUGUUUCAGAUACAUCCAACGGAUUUUGGUGAGCUUUAUGCUUACCGAAACAACUGAAUUCAGUCCUAAAUAUUUUGAUAUUUUACUGGAAAAGCAUCGUUUAAUGUAUGAGUGCUGCUGUAGUGGGAUCUUAGUCUUUUGCUGCAGGCUUUUUGCAGCUUAGCUUACACAUUUGGUUCACUGUACUCUUAACAGCUGUAAGGCAUACCCUCCUUUUGACGUUUGUCUGUACCCUAACAAUAAGGUGAAAAAAAAACUCAGAAAAAAAAAAACCAGUCAGCCGUCUUGUUUAUCAGAUUGGGCUUGAGGCUUUGAUUCCUCUCUAAUGCUGCGGUCAGACACCUGUGAUGUUGUGUGGAUCUCACUGACAUCUGUUAAUAACAUUUCUCCCAGUGAGGUUGACUUAUUUAAUGAGAACUUACUUAAACCUAGCAUUCAUGUGAACACACACACAUACACACACUCCCCCUCAGGCAAAGAGACAGAUUGGUGGUGACUUUUGACCCUGUAAGGAUUAUCACAAUAUUAUGAAAGAGACAAAUCUAAUGAGAAAACCUUCUCCAUGGCCUAGAUCCAUCCCAUCACACAAACUUCAUCCACUCUUUCACAAAAUGUACUUGUUCAUAGAGCGGGUCAGUGCAGUGCUGAGGCCUUGGGCCAACCGCGACUCCCACAAAAAAAGCUUGUGCUGAACAACGUUUCCUCCUGCUGUUGCUGAUUUUUUUUAAAAAAUAUUACUAUUAUUCAGUGAACUACAUUAUUAUUGCUAUAAUUUUCUUUUACUACGAUUUUGUUGCAGAUUUCAGUAUUAUUGAUUUAAGUCUUGAUGUAUGUGUUGGCAGCGCUGAUGCCCCUGUGGCGACAGCGGUUCUUUGUUUUGGUAGAAUUCACACAGUGUCCUCAGAGUUCCCCGAUAUAUGACACUAAAGCCAAGUCUCAGCCCUCAGAAAGCAUUUUAAAAGGAUAAAUAAAGUUUUUUCCUAUGGAA
This is a messenger RNA of Carassius auratus (goldfish), 4637 nucleotides long. RefSeq names its product ephrin-B1-like. Lineage: Eukaryota; Metazoa; Chordata; Actinopteri; Cypriniformes; Cyprinidae. The record is from RefSeq and is a predicted model, not a curated record. Gene Ontology annotation, molecular function: ephrin receptor binding. Gene Ontology annotation, biological process: ephrin receptor signaling pathway; axon guidance. The coding region runs from base 178 to 1209 and encodes 343 amino acids. The transcript has 5 exons. Gene Ontology annotation, cellular component: plasma membrane.